AAACACAACCACUCAGCCGGGCUCCCCCCUCCAAAACACAGUCUCUCCCCUUCUCUCUUCUUCUCCGGCAGACGACACCAGCGCCGGCCGCCGUCCCGCCCCGCCGCCUCUCGCCCCUUCACCUCUCCCUUAUCUCUCUUUUCUCCGGUCCCCGAUUUAUCUCCCCUCUCUCUUUUUCUCUGGUUUGCGUUCAUUGAGUUUGGAGAUGGCUUUGGAGAACACGAUUGUUCUGUGUUUUCCUCGAAUCGGAGGGCCGCGAGGGCGGCGCGGGUUUGCUCUUCGCCGUAGGCUUUUGAUGGGCACCGAAGCUCGCCUGUGUGUGCCGAUUUGGGGGCUAGGGCUUUUGAUAGUGCCGAUUUAUCUCCCCUUCUUCCCCUCUCUGUACAUAUUUUAUGUCAGAUUCAUGGUGGCCGGAAAUCGAAAGAGUCGGUGGUUAGAGUUUGGGGAGGAAGCUAGGGUUCAGGUGGGCGACUCAUUUCCCCUCACUGCAGCGGCGACCCUUUUCCCCUCACUGCGGCGGCGACUCCUUUCCCCUCUCGCCGUCGUCGUUGUUUCCAGGCUGUGGUUUGGCGGCGGCCCUGGAUUGGGGUUUGAGGGUGGUGGUGCUCCUGAAUUUGGUCAUUUGGAUCAUGUUUUUGAUUAUCACAAUUUCCUUUUUCUUUUCGUUUUCUUGUUUUGGUUUGGGAAAGUACAAAAGGGAUGUGGAUUCCAUUCAAAGAGAGGGGAAGAAUUUGGGGGUGGUUCGUCGGUCGCCGGUCACUGGCCGCCGGAGAGUUGCUGGCUGAUUUGUGGUGUGUUGUUGGGUGAUUUGUUAAUUAAGAUAAACAAAAAGUCAUUUAAAAAUAUAAAUCACUCAAUUAAAACAUAACACUCAAUUUCUUAAUCUCCGUGUCGAAAAGAAUGUGGCCAACAAUAUUGGGACGGAGGGAGUAAGCCGCGUUUAUGCGCCACCGUCUGGAGCAUCGGUAAGCAAGCCGCCGCCGCAGUGCGCAUCAUCCGUUCCGGCUAAAUUGUUCCGCUAUCACUUCUGCUCUUCCAUUCGAGGUACUUCUCCUUCUUCAUCUAAAUUAGGUCGAUUUAUAUGCGACCACUAUCUGAAACAAAUUAUGUUGUUAAUUUGCUGUAAUUCAUGGAUGUAAUUUGUCCCUGCAAAUCGGAAUGCCAUCAUCGUUAGCCAUAGACAGGUGAGUUACUUUUUUUGUGCACUAUAACCAAUAUGUUGAAUCAAUAAUAAUGCUUUGAUACAUAGGUGAAAUAGCAUGUGAAACUCAUCGUUAAUGUUUAAUUUGUUAUGUGGGCUCAACAUGACUAAACGUAACCUGGGGAGCCACUUAAAAAGUGUAGAUUAGCCACCAAAAUUAAAAAUUAAAAAUUAAAAAUUUGAUUAGAAAUGUCAAAAAUGAAUUGACCGAGCUAGAUUGGGCCAUUGAGCUCCAGGCCCAAAAAAGUUUGUGGAAAUACUUAAUAUUACACAACUUUGUGAAAAUUGAUACCACCAAUAUCCACUUUUUAAAAUUCCUACACCACAUACCCAUAUGCAUUAAAAUAUAAUUUUCAUUGUACUCGAGAUUUGAUUUGUCAGAUGAAAGUACAACACCCCUAAUACUGCCCUCUCUCUACCGAAAACAUUGAAGAGGAAAAAUUUAAUUGGCGAAACUAAAAAUGAGCGAUCGGAAAGUUUAAAAGUAGCGAGCGGAAACUUAAUUAAUAUUGAGCGGAAACUUAAAAUAAACGAGCAGAAACUACAAUUAAUUAAGUAACAGUAAAGGAAAAUCCGGAAACUUUGAUAUGCUAGAGAACAAAUAGGCGGAAACGGAAACUUUAAUUAUUGAAAUAGGCGGAAACUUCAUUUAAUCGGAAACUUUACAACCGGAAACUUCAUAUAUAAAGAAGAGAAUCAUUGUACCAAUCAUCACUUCUCACAAUGAUUAUUUAAAUUUGUGUCACUAUCAAUUCACUUUUUUCAACAAACAGAUAUUAAAAAAAUCAAGUGGAUAUAGAGUGUAGCAAAAUAAAAUAGUGGGUAUGGAGUGUAGCAAGUAUUAGAAACUUGUGUAUUAAAGAAAAUCCCCCAAAAAGUUUUGUAUGCAAAAGUGAUUAUUGGGCUGGGCUGGGUUGGUGGACUUACUUUUCGAGUUGGGUCGACCUUUCGUCCAUGCUGUCGUUUUGUCAUUUUUCUCUUUCCACAAUAAAUGUGAUUUUUUCAUGGACAUAUAAUUUUUUACUUUUAUCUCAAUAUUUACAAAAAAAAGUCAUCUCGCACACUAUUUAUUAACAAUUCAAUUUUGAUGGGAUCUUUCUCUAUUUCAUACACAUUUUUUAAAAUUUUCUUUAAAUCCAUGUUCUUCUCUCUACACCAUACUUAUUGUGAACGGACGAAAUAAUAUUAAUAAAAAUAAAAUUAUACACACAUUUUUCAUGUUAAAUUCAUGAAGAUGUUACUCAAUUUUUACGUUUUGAUUUUUUUUUUCAUAAAAAAAUUUACCUAGUUUUUUGUUAUAUGAGCAUUAAUUGGUCAAAAUCGGUAACUAAGAACAGAAUUGAAACAUAAAUAAUUGUUUGAGUUAUAUUUGAGUAUGUGGUCAAAUAAUUAUAAUUGGAUUUAAAUUGAAAGAAAAUUAUACAUAGUGCCAACUAAGUUGAGAGUUUUACAGUUAAUAUUUAGCGUGUUAAUUAUUUCGAAAAGUUUUCAUCUUUGGCGUGUUAAUAAUUUCGACGUCUGAACAUAUUUUUUGCUUUCUUCAAACUUUUGAUCAUGAAAAGAGCUUUCUCUCAAAUUGUUAAAUUAAUUAUAGCUGUCUUCAAAUUCUUCGAUUGAAUAACUCUAUUAUGACCUGUGUGUAAUUUUUUUUACCACAUUUGUAAAUUUUAUUGAUUUAUUUAUUCUCAUUGGAUUCCAAUCUUAUAGAAAUAAUAUUGAUCUUAACUUUAAUACCUCAACAAAAAUUCAACAAAAAUUCAACACUCAUUCCGUCCACGAAAAAAUUUCCUAUCUUUUUUUUUUGGGACGUCCACAAAAAAACUUUCUACCUAUUUUUUUACUAAACCCCACCACUUAUAAUUAUUUACUUUUCACUUUUUCACAAUUCUCAAUAUUAAAUAUAACACUUUUCACCACUCUCAAUACAUUCAACAAUUUUUUUUCUACUCUCAAUAUACUCAACAACCUUUUUCUUAAAACCUGUGCCACUCUCUCCUAUGAAGUUCUUUCAUAAACGGAGGGAGUAAUAUUUUCUCAUCUUUUUUUUAUCUAUAAUUUUCCGCUGAAAAUUUUACAAAUAAAGUAAACACAUCCUUAUUAUAUAGGAAAUGUUAGAAUUGAUUAUUGUCUUUUAUACUCCCUCCGUCCCAUUUAACAUGGCCCCUUUAGUCUUAGUGCCGUGUCCAUGUUAAAUGGGACGGAAUGAGUAAUAUUAUAAUCAUUCUUUAUUAGAGAAUUGCCAGAGUUUGCUGCACUUCUCAAGUUCUCAUAGACUUAGUUCAACUACAAAAUUGAUCCUAAAAUCAAUUUCUUUAGUUUAGCCUUCUGCUUUAUUAAAUUAAAAUCUAUUUUAUGCUAGUGCCUGUCGUCUCCAUUAAUAUAUAAUACUCCCUCCGUCCCAUUAAUAAAGACAUAGGUCUUUUGGGCACGGAGAUUAAGGAGAGGUAGAUUUGUUGUUAAAGUGUUGUGGCCCACCAUUAUUAGUGUAGUUGAUUAAUUUUAAUUUAGUGUAUUUAUUUAUUUCUAUUUAAUGUUUUAGUUGAAUUUUAAACCACCAUCACCUCCGACAACCACCACCGCCGCCUCCGACAACCACCGCCGCGUCCGACUACCACCACCGCCUCAGAAAUUCAACCCCCAAUUCAUACCCAAAAUCAACACCACCGCCUCCGCCUCCGACAACCACCACCGCCUCAGAAAUUCAACCCCCAAUUCAUACCCAAAAUCAACACUACCGCCGCCACCUACGACAACCACCACCACCUCAGAAAUUCAACCCCCAAAUCAAACCCAGAAAUCAAACCCAAAAUCAAACCCAAAAAUCGAAUCGCGGCAAACCCUAGCCCCUAACCCAAAAAUCGAAUUGCGGCAGACACAGAGUCUAGGGAGAGAGAGAUGAGCGAAAGAGAUGAGGGAGAACCGAGAGGGGAAGAGAACGGAGUCGGAAAGGAGUCUCACCGUGUUCUCUCGCCCUCUCCCUCUCUUGAAGCCAAACUAAAUUUUGAAAUCUAAGCUUGUGAUGUUGACUUGGGAAUCUGGAGAAGAGGUCGGAUCUAAGCGGAAAAGAGACGAGGGCGAUGAGUCGGGCAAGGUGGUGGUUCGCCGUCGUCUGAAAUAAGGCGAUGAGUUGCCAGAAAUCAAAUAGGGCAGAGGCUGGAAAUUGGGGCAUGGGUUUUUCAGGCGGCCCCUCUGCCGCCGUUACCUUUCCAAAGCGGGGAAGAUGAGAUGAAGGUAGAGAGAGAGGCGAAGGUUGCGGCCUUGCUGCGGUCGCCGGAGACGAGAGAGGGGCGGUGGAGGAAAUAUGAGAGGGCGGUGCAAGAUUGACGGCGGAAAGAGGGAAAAGGGAAGAGGGAAGAGAUGGUUCGAGAGGCGGAAAUGAGAGAGACAUAUUAGAGUUUCCCAAGAGAGAUUAAGGGGGGUGUAUUAGUUGUGGAGUUUAAUAGAUUUCCCUGGAUUUUAAAAGUCUGGGUGUAUUCGUUCCAGACUUUUAAAAGUCUGCAGAAAUCUGGGUGUAUUCGUUCCAGACUUUUAAAAGUCCAUAUAAAUCUGGGUGUAUUCGUUUCAGACUUUUUAAAAUCCAUACAAAUCUAGGUGUAUUCGUUAUUCCAUUGACUUCAAAUCCGGAAUGACUUUCAUGGAUUUCAUCAAAAAAAUACACACGACGAAAUCCGGCCAAGAACCACGAGAAUUGAAAUCCAUGGAGUUUUGAGCGAUCGCUGAGUUCCAGCGCCCGCGGCCAAGAAGCCAGCGAGCGCCGGAACUCAGCACACGUUGAGAAAGACCAGCGCUCGCUGGGUUUGAGCGUGCGCUGGGUUCCCAGCGGCCGCUGGGUUGCAGCGGUCGCUGGGCCCAGGCAGCCCAGCCCAGCAACGCCUUUAAAUACCCGUCUUCGAUUUUUUUUCCCCACAAUCUGACAGACGCCUACUGCCUUCAAAAAAGAGUUCAGGGUUCUACUUUACCUUUUAGCCAGUACUGUUCGGUGUCUAGUAAUAUUAUUAUGGGAGACUCUCAACCACAAGAAUCCAAAAAAAGGGCAGUGUAUGAAGCAUGGACACAGGAACAAAGUGAUGCCUUGUUACGAAUUCUGGUUGAAUCUGCAAUUAGGGGAUGGCGCGAUAAUAGUGGUAUAUUUAGCAAAGCAACAGUAGAGGAAAGAAUAUUGCCUGUUCUGAAUGACAAACUUAGGUGCAAUAAAAAUUAUAAUCACUACCAAAGUCGUAUCAAAUGGUUUAAGAGCCGUUGGACUGCGUAUUCAAACCUCAUGAAGUCUAACUCUGGUUUUGGUUAUGACAACGACACCAAAAAAUUCACGGCCCCAGAUGAAGUAUGGGAUGCGUAUAUAGAGGCUCACCCAAAAGAUGCAUACUUACGCACUGGGAGUUUUUCGGAUUAUGAUGACUUGAGACUUGCUGUUGGAAACGGUGUGGCUGUAGGAAGAAACGCAAUUGGAGUUGGCAGUGUUACUGAUGCUAGGACAAUAGGAGUUGAUGAAAGUAGAGGUCCAACCAUAGAGGAGUUGAAUUACGAUACUGCUACUGAGGCGUUUGUAGUACUGGGUGAAGAUGAUCCACCGUUAUCCGGCUCCAAAUCACCUUUGGAGCCCACUGAAGUGCCUGUGGAGUCCACUUAGAGAAGAGCUCCCGCCAAGAGAAGCAGAGGCCAGUUUGAGACAAAUUCAGGCCACUCUGAAAAUAGUUCGCAUCAGGAGCUCCUGGUAGAAAUUAAAAAAGUCACUAGCACAAUGGAUCGAGUUGAAAGCCUCUUUGUUAAACGAGAUACUAUGAUGGAGAAAAGAGAAGAGGAAAAAAGUUUUACAACUUGGGAUGCUAUCUUAGAAAUUCCUGAUUUGAGUGAAGAUGACCGCUACACAGCAUUUGACUUGCUUGUUACAAAGUCACAAAAAGAUGGAUUUAUGAAAAUGACUGUUCCUCAACGCAUAAGAUGGAUAGAAUUCAAGACUAGGAAAUAGAGGAUAGUUUAGUCAUGUUUUUUGAACUAUGUUUUUAUGUUUGUUUCACCAUCUUUUUAUGAGUACAUUGUUUUGUUGGUUUUAUGUUUUAAUACUUUAUUUUGUUGAUUAAUGAAUGGUUUUUUAUUAGUAUUUU
Messenger RNA from Salvia miltiorrhiza (redroot sage), 6306 nucleotides. RefSeq lists its product as uncharacterized. Bases 5199 to 5831 code for a protein of 210 amino acids. NCBI's taxonomy places the organism in Eukaryota, Viridiplantae, Streptophyta, Magnoliopsida, Lamiales, Lamiaceae. The record is from RefSeq and is a predicted model, not a curated record. The transcript is spliced from 3 exons.